GCAGACAUGUUCCAUGACAGCUCCCAAAGAAAAUAUUGGACAUUUAACAGCGAAGCUGAGCUGGAACAGUUGAGACAUGAAGCCAACCAGAAGUUCAGAACAAAGAUAAAAGAAAAUGGAAAGCAAGUGAUCAACGAGUCUAUAUUCCUAGACCCACAUGAAGAAGAUGUUCUCUUUCGAAACUACGAGAGGAGGCUUCUGGACUUCUGCAAUGUGUUCAAACCAGCCAUGCCUAAAUCUGUUAUCGGUACAGCAAUCAUGUACUUCAGAAGAUUCUACAUGAACAACUCACUAAUGGAAUAUCACCCAAGGAUUAUCAUGCUGACGUGUGCUUAUCUAGCCUGCAAGGUGGACGAGUUCAAUGUGUCUAGCAGCCAGUUCGCGGGCAACCUUGUCCAGCAGAGUCCGGCGGAACAAGAACAGGAUUUAGAGCAGAUCCUGGAGUACGAACUGCUGCUCGUCCAGCAACUCAACUUCCACUUGGUGGUCCACAACCCGUAUCGACCCUUGGAGGGGCUGCUGAUUGACCUCAAGACCAGAUAUCCUACACUUGAGAAUCCGGAGUCACUGAGGAAGAAUGUGGAUGACUUUUUGGCGUAUGCGGCCAUGACGGACGCUGGGCUGCUCUUUUCUCCGUCGCAGAUCGCGCUCACCGCUAUCAUGAGCAGUGCCUCAAGGGCUGGCCUCAACAUGGAGAGCUACCUGACCGGAUGCAUAGGACUGAAGAACGACCAAGAAACGUUGUCCAAGAUGUACGACGCCAUGAGACGGAUUAAAAACCUCCUGAAAAGAUACCAACUUCCAACACCUGAAGAAGUGAAUGCUUGCAAACAGAAGCUGGUGAGAAUCCACACCGAAUUUGCUCCAAGUUCAAACAACAAACGCAAGCGGGGAUACGAAGAGGACGGCCACGUGGCAAAGGAGCCGAGGAUGAAAGAAGAGGAAUGGACUGACGAAGACCUGAUAUGA
This is a messenger RNA of Nerophis lumbriciformis (worm pipefish), 969 nucleotides long. The record is from RefSeq and is a predicted model, not a curated record. Lineage: Eukaryota; Metazoa; Chordata; Actinopteri; Syngnathiformes; Syngnathidae.